Fundulus heteroclitus (mummichog) is the source of this 3657-nucleotide messenger RNA. RefSeq names its product ataxin 3 (gene atxn3). Gene Ontology annotation, cellular component: nucleus. Gene Ontology annotation, biological process: protein deubiquitination. The record is from RefSeq and is a predicted model, not a curated record. Gene Ontology annotation, molecular function: cysteine-type deubiquitinase activity. The coding region runs from base 75 to 1115 and encodes 346 amino acids. The transcript has 11 exons. NCBI's taxonomy places the organism in Eukaryota, Metazoa, Chordata, Actinopteri, Cyprinodontiformes, Fundulidae.
ACAGCGAAAAUUGCCUCCUGUCGGUGAGGCGCUGGAUGCGGAAGAAGGUGGUGGUGGUGGGGGGUCAGAGUUGAAUGUUUGACAGAAAGCUGAACAUGGAUUCCAUAUUUCAUGAGAAACAAGAGGGCUCUCUAUGUGCCCAGCACUGCCUGAACAACCUCCUGCAGGGGGAGUACUUCACCCCCGUGGAUCUGUCCUCCAUCGCCCAUCAGCUGGAUGAAGAGGAGCGGAUGAGGAUGGCCGAGGGGGGCAUGGCCAGUGAGGAGUACAGGACGUUUUUACAGCAACCCUCUGUGAACAUGGAUGACAGUGGAUUCUUUUCGAUACAAGUCAUUAGCAACGCUCUCCGGGUGUGGGGCUUGGAGCUAAUUCUCUUCAACAGUCCAGAGUACCGGAGGCUGAUGAUAAACCCAAUAAAUGAGAAAGCCUUCAUUUGCAACUAUAAGGAGCACUGGUUUACUAUUCGCAAACUCGGACAGCAGUGGUUCAACCUGAAUUCACUGCUGACGGGACCCGAGUUGAUAUCGGACACGUAUUUAGCCCUUUUUCUUGCACAGCUGCAACAGGAAGGUUAUUCCAUAUUUGUAAUACGAGGAAAUCUGCCAGAGUGUGAGGCUGAGCAGAUUCUGGGGAUCAUGAGGGUCCAUCAGCAUCAGCGGCCCAGACUCAUCGGGGAGGACGAGGCUCAGACCAGUGUGGGGACGUCAACCUCUCAGAGCCAGACCGACAUGGGUUUCCCGGUGGAGGAUGAGGACGAAGAAUUAAAGAAAGCUCUGGCUCUCAGCAGACAGGAUAUGGAAGUAGAAGAUGAAGAGGCUGAUGUUCGCAGAGCCAUACAGCUCAGCAUGCAAGGAGCCGUGAUGAGCAACAGGUCUUCAGAGUGUGAAGUGGUCGGUGUGAAAACAUCAGGUAGCGCUGAUGGUGGACAAAAAGAAGGCCUGGGCGAGAAGCUUACAGCCGAGGAGCUGAGGAAGAGGAGACAAGCCUACUUUGAUAGGCAGCAGCAACAAGCUCAGCCAAACAUUCCCCAACAGCCAGACACACAUCCCACCGGGGAGUCAGGAUCAGCAAACACCGGCUCCGAGGAAGACCAACAGCAAAAGUCCAGCCAGUGAGGUUGUGGAAAGUUUGUGUUGUUUACCAGCGGCCUGGAUUGGAAACCCCUGACUGGGGUUGUCUUUGCUCCCUCCUCUAACCUUUUGCAUAUGCAAACAUAAGGACGUAAGGACACGGCUUCCUGUGUUAGUUCACUGACCGACCAUAGAGAAGAGAAGAAGGACAAAGAAGAGGCAGCGCUUUGACGUGACUCGCUGCAGCUCUCGUAGAGUGGGGGGAAAAAGGGGGUCACCACUGGGCUCAAGAGGACUCACGAUGCAGUAAAUCCAAGAUUGCAAUUGCCUUUUUUACCAUGGCGCCUUCUUUUCUAUUGUAUCCAGUUUUUUUUUUUUUUAUUCUGGUUCCUUUUGGGGGAAAAUUUUAGGAAGACCUAGAAAGACAAAAAAAAAAAAAAUCUUGCAAUGGUUAUGUGUUGGAGGUUAAAACACCGAGAGGCAUUCUGUGAAAGCCAUAUGAGACCAAUGUUUUGGACACCUAGAAAAGCUUUAUAGGCAGCGACCAAGCCUCCUGCUGUUAGGUUUGGGUUUGUGGAACAAAGAAGUUAUUUGGAGUCCUAAUCCAUGAAAUGAUCCAAGAGUUUCUCACCGCACCAAAGUGUCUUUUGGUCUGAAACACUAAUGUCUGUGGUUCGUUUACUCCUGAUCUCAGUGAUAAUCUUACUCCCAUGGUUUACAGAGUGCAGUUUGAUGUUUUCACUUUAUUCCUUCCUUUAAAUGUACAAGUGGACGAUAAAUGAAUACAGCGCAGGGCUCCGCAUGGGGACAAAGUGAUUCAAAACUUGACAUUCACUUAGUGAUCUAACAAGUAAAGUCAGUUUGUUAUUACUAUGACAACUGUGGGUAAAAGAAAAAUGUGGUCCUAUUACGCUUAAGAUACUUCAGUCCCCAAACUGCUUGUUUAAUUGCAUUAAUUUUACUAUUUAAUGAGUGUAAAGUUAAAACCAGAAGUUUACACACACACCGUUAUUUAUCCUCACUGUCUGACAAUAAAUCAGACAAAACUUUUUAUCUUUUAGGUCAGUUGGGAUUAACAAACUGCUAAAUGCCAGAAUAAUGGGAGGUUUUGGUAGAACUGAACUUUGGGUAUUUUUCCACGCGCUUCUCCCAACAGUUUGCUGGAGGUUUGGCUCAUUCCUCUCGCUAGGACUAAGGUAACUGGGUUUGCUCAUACACCUAGACCUCUACCCACAUUUCUUCUGUGGGACGGGCAUCAGGGUUUUUUGGCUGCUCCAAAAAAAAUUAACUUUGUUGUCCUUACGCCACUUUGUAGCUAGUUGGGUGUCAUGUUUAAGGCUAUUGUCCCAUUUGUGCUUCAGCUUUAAGUGUGUUGCGGAUAGCUUGCAGCCGCCACUCCUAAUGCAAAAACAUCCCCACAGCAUGAUGCUGAUGCUGCCACCCCCUUAUUUAACAGUUGGGCUUAUAUUCACAAAUUUAUAAGCUUUUCCUUUUUUCUCCACAUGUCAAAAUGGCUUUUAUGACCAAAACACUUGAAUUUUGGUUUCAUCGGUUUCGGGACAACAUGUAAUCUGGCUUUGUGUGUAACGACUUCUUCCACGCUGAGUGGCCUUUGAGCCCAUGUUGUCCAGGAGUACUUUAAUGGUGAACUCUCCUAGAAGGUCUUUUGUGGGUUUUUUUCUUGGGUCUAUUCACACAUUUAGCACCAAAACACGCCACUCUCUUGGACAUAGAGCCCUAUAUUCUGCCUGGACAGUAUGAUGGCUGGACAUUCUUGUUUAUACCUGUGUGACCAAAUGAACGCGGCACCUUCAGGCAUCUGGAAAUCGGACCCAAGGUGGAACCAGACUUGUGGAGGUCCACAUCUUGGCUGUUCUCUUUCAUUAUUUUUAAUUUUUUUUUCCUGUUCCUGUUACACAAGGAAUCAGGGUGUUUGUCGCAUUACCUGAAAAUACAUCCACAGGUGUAAUGUUUGCAUUUCUAACUGAUCUAAAACAGGAAAAGAUUUCAUGUUGGACAAAAGGUGAUAUUUAGUGUGUGUAAAUGUCUGUUUUUAUAUGUUUUUUUUUAUUUCUUUACACUGAUUCUUCGGUUUGCUUUGAAGUUGCCAAAGGUCCUUAAGUCAUGAAAAUAAACGUUAAGCUUCAUAAUCUGCUGAACUAAAAAGGCAAAAAAACGGAGAAAACCAAACAUCAUAAAUGUGUGGCAGGUCUGAAAACCAUGUUGGAGUUCACCUCUAGUCUAAAACUAUAACCAGAUUCAGUUUUACUCUAUAAGGGCCGUUAGCAGGCUCUCUUUCGCUGAACGGACCACAUCUUCACGUUAAAGCAGCUUCUUAGGAGUUUCAUGACUUCCUGCAAGAUCCGAUGUUCUCACUGUUGCUCGUCACGAUUGGCUGUAAUUUUCUUUUUAACUGCACCUGUGUGAGUAUAAAACUUUCUGUUUUUGUUUUUUUUUUUAAAUCAUUGCAUCAUUUUCAAUCACUUCUUUCUUACAGUAACCUGCUGUGUUAGUUUCAUGUUACGAUACACAUUAGUUCCUUUAUUACAAUAGUCAGUGUUGGCAGAUUAAAGUGAUAUUCACUCGC